Cicer arietinum (chickpea) is the source of this 1268-nucleotide messenger RNA. Its product is annotated as probable mannitol dehydrogenase. Lineage: Eukaryota; Viridiplantae; Streptophyta; Magnoliopsida; Fabales; Fabaceae. Gene Ontology annotation, molecular function: oxidoreductase activity, acting on the CH-OH group of donors, NAD or NADP as acceptor; zinc ion binding. The record is from RefSeq and is a predicted model, not a curated record.
ACUCUUCUUAUAACUUGUCGGUAUUGAAUUUUCCAUAACAUCAACAUUUUUUUAUCUUUCAUUGCAAUUGAAAUGGCUUUACAACCAGAGGCUGAGCAUCCCAAAAAGGCUUUCGGAUGGGCAGCUAGAGAUUCAUCUGGUGUCCUCUCUCCUUUCAAGUUCUCCAGAAGGGAAACAGGGGAGAAAGAUGUGACAUUCAAAGUACUAUAUUGUGGUAUAUGUCAUUCGGAUCUGCACAUGCUGAAGAACGAAUGGGGAAGUUCUAUUUACCCUAUAGUUCCGGGGCAUGAAAUUGCUGGUGAAGUGACAGAGGUAGGAAGCAAGGUGAAAAAGUUCAAAGUUGGAGAUAAGGUAGGUGUGGGGUGCUUGGUUGGAUCAUGUGACUCAUGUCAAAGUUGUAGCGAUGAUCUUGAGAAUUACUGCUCAAAGAUGAUUCUUACAUAUAGUGCCAAGAAUGUUGAUGGAACAGUCACAUAUGGAGGCUACUCUGACACAAUGGUUGCAGAUGAACACUUUGUCAUCCUUAUUCCAGAUGGUUUACCACUUGAUGUUGCUGCUCCUCUCCUUUGUGCUGGAAUCACAGUGUAUAGCCCUUUGAAGUAUUUUGGACUUGACAAGCCUGGUUUAAAUUUGGGUGUGGUUGGUCUUGGUGGCUUAGGUCAUAUGGCUGUUAAGUUUGCCAAAGCUUUUGGUGCCAAUGUAACUGUCAUAAGUACUUCUCCUAACAAAAAGAAGGAAGCUAUUGAACACUUAGGAGCUGACUCUUUUGUGGUUAGUCGCGAACAAGACCAAAUGCAGGCUGUAAUGGGCAGCUUUGAUGGUAUCAUUGACACCGUUUCAGCAAUGCAUCCUCUGUUGCCUUUGAUUGGUCUAUUGAAGAAUCAUGGUAAACUUGUUAUGGUCGGUGCUCCAGAGAAGCCUUUGGAGCUUCCAGUAUUUCCUUUAAUUGGAGGGAGGAAGAUAAUUGGUGGUAGUUGCAUUGGAGGAUUAAAGGAGACACAAGAAAUGAUUGAUUUUGCUGCUAAACAUGAUGUGAAACCUGAUAUUGAGGUUGUUCCGGUAGAUUAUAUAAAUACUGCAAUGGAGCGUUUACUCAAAGGAGAUGUGAAAUAUCGAUUUGUUAUUGACAUUGGAAACACGCUGAAACCAAGCUCUUGAAAAUGAAAUUGGAUCCUUUAUAGUUGUUUCUGAUUCUAAGAAUAAUUUUUGUAGUUCAAUCUUCACUUAUUAAACACUUAAAGAAAUACUAUAUAUGUGUUGUUUCUUCA